This is a messenger RNA of Prinia subflava (tawny-flanked prinia), 1842 nucleotides long. It is a transcript of the gene FRZB, whose product is annotated as frizzled related protein. NCBI's taxonomy places the organism in Eukaryota, Metazoa, Chordata, Aves, Passeriformes, Cisticolidae. The coding region runs from base 57 to 974 and encodes 305 amino acids. Gene Ontology annotation, cellular component: cytoplasm. The record is from RefSeq and is a predicted model, not a curated record. The transcript is spliced from 6 exons. Gene Ontology annotation, biological process: canonical Wnt signaling pathway; non-canonical Wnt signaling pathway. Gene Ontology annotation, molecular function: Wnt-protein binding.
CGCCGCGCCGCGCUCGGCCCGCUCGGGCCUCGCUCGGUACCGUCGGGGCGGGCGGCAUGUGGCGGGGGCUGCCGGUGCUGGCCCUGGCCGGGCUGCUGCUGCUGGGCCGGGCGCCGGCGGGGCGGGCGGCGGCCUGCGAGCCGGUGCGCAUCCCGCUCUGCAAGCCGCUGCCCUGGAACAUGACCAAGAUGCCGAACCACCUGCACCACAGCACGCAGGCCAACGCCGUGCUGGCCAUGGAGCAGUUCGAGGGGCUGCUGGGCACCAACUGCAGCCCCGACCUCCUCUUCUUCCUCUGCGCCAUGUACGCGCCCAUCUGCACCAUCGACUUCCAGCACGAGCCCAUCAAGCCCUGCAAGUCUGUGUGCGAGCGCGCCCGCGCCGGCUGCGAGCCCGUCCUGCUCCGCUACAGCCACGCCUGGCCCGACAGCCUGGCCUGCGACGAGCUGCCCGUCUACGACCGCGGCGUCUGCAUCUCCCCCGAGGCCAUCGUCACCGCCGAGGGCGCGGAUUUCCCUAUGGAUUCUAAUAACGGCAACUGUGGAGGUGCCAGCAUUGACCGCUGCAAGUGCAAGCCUGUGAAGGCCACCCAGAAGACCUACCUGCGCAACAACUACAACUAUGUCAUUCGGGCUAAAGUGAAGGAGGUGAAGACUAAAUGUCACGAUGUCACUGCAGUGGUGGAGGUGAAGGAGAUCCUAAAAUCUUCCCUGGUGAACAUUCCAAAGGACACCGUGAACCUUCACACGAAUUCUGGCUGUCUGUGCCCACCCCUCAGUGCCAAUGAAGAGUACAUCAUCAUGGGCUACGAGGAUGAGGAGCGCUCCAGGUUACUCUUGGUGGAAGGCUCCAUAGCUGAGAAGUGGAAGGAACGGCUUGGUAAAAAAAUAAAGCGCUGGGAUCAGAAGCUCCGGCACGCGGGGAAGGGCAAGGGCGAGGCCGGCCACGGCGGCGCGCGGCAGGCACGCAGCUGAGGGGGAGCCGCGCGUGGCGUGCGGGGACUGUGCCGAGACUGCGCGCCUGGAGCGGCGGAGGAGCAAUUGCACUAUUGCACGUUAUAUUCUAUUGUUUACUACUAAAUAAUGGUCUCGCUUUGGUUAGUUCUUGUUCUCCCUCUUGUUUUCCGCCUUCUUCUUUUUGGAUAUGUGCAAGUUCUGGGAAAUGUGUAUUUUUUUUUUCUGUUGCUAAGAACUGUAGAAAACUGCCCUUAUGAGAUGAAGAGAGACAAGGACACCUUCAAUUUACCUUUUUAUCUCCUGAAUCUUCUUUGGGAGGAAAUUCUGGUGCAAGCAAGAAUGAAAUUUGGCAAAGACCAUUGCUUAAAGUCAUGACUCACACUGGCUUUUCCCUGUUCACUCUUUCUUGGUCACUGUUUGCUGAAACUUGCUCUGUUUUGGCUAUGUUGUUAUCUGUUAUCGUUUUUUAUUCUGAAAUACAUAAAAAGUUUUGUUAAGAGAACUGUUUGAACCAGCACAGCUUUAUAAAGUUUUCUUACAGAUAAACCACUUGGAUAAGUCAGAGUCUAACUUUAAAUAUUUCCUGCAACAAACACAAUGUGCCUGUACACAGGGAACCUGGGUUUUCUAGUGCUUUGGACCUUGAAGGAAAGAUUGUCUAGUUCUGGAACCAUAAUUUAUAACAUGCUUCUUCUCUUGUAAUGGCAGUUUUUCUCCCCUUUUCCCAGCUGAGUUAUAGGAGUAGACAGACUCACCAGGCCUGCCUCUCAGUACAGGUCUGCAGUUUAGCCUUUUCAUUUUGUGUUUUAUCCUUAAAUCCGUGCCUACAUAAACAAGUGUUCAAUGCUCAGUAACAUAUGUCCAAUAAAGGAAUUGUAGUCGCCAA